Messenger RNA from Calliphora vicina (urban bluebottle blowfly), 7986 nucleotides. RefSeq names its product maheshvara (gene mahe). The record is from RefSeq and is a predicted model, not a curated record. NCBI's taxonomy places the organism in Eukaryota, Metazoa, Arthropoda, Insecta, Diptera, Calliphoridae. Bases 540 to 3299 code for a protein of 919 amino acids. The transcript has 3 exons. Gene Ontology annotation, molecular function: RNA helicase activity; RNA binding; ATP binding. Gene Ontology annotation, cellular component: nucleus; cytoplasm; ribonucleoprotein complex.
UUUGGAAAAGCCAACGUCGUUCCUCGCUUUGCUGCAAAUAUUUUUUAAAUAAAUUAGUAUUAAUAUUAUUAAUUUAUUUAAUAUUAGUAGAUAUACAUAUAUUAGUAGCAACUUAAUAUAUAAAUAUAUAUUUAUCACGAAAAACGUAAAAGCAACACAAUUACUUUUUUCGUUCAAGUAAUAAAAAAGCAAGGAAUAAAAUACAAUUUAAUUAAACUACCUACGUAAGUGAAAAAAAAUCGAUUUUUCAUUUUUUUCACACAAAGAAGUAACACGAAGACUUACCAGAAGAAAAAAAAUUAGAAAGCGAGGCGGCGGCUUUGGUUAAUAAAAAUAAGUUGAAUAAAAUAAAACUUUUAACUGGAACUUAAAUAGAUUCUAAUAAAAAGUUUUUAAGCAUCAUCUUAUUCUUAAAACUCUGUUUAAAUAUAUAAAAACAGCAAAGUUAGAAAUCCUAUAAGAUACAAGCAACUAUAAUAAAAGCUUGUAAAAAAGAUAUUUGUUUGUAAGAAUAUUUGUAUAUCAAACACAUCAUUAUCAUGUAUCCCAAUGGUUAUACUGCAACGGCCCCAGGUGUCGGCACCCCAAAUGCCAAUUACGCUAAUGGCAAUAUAAACAAUGCGCCACGCGGUGAUCGCCCACAAUAUCAACGCUCGACAAGUGGAGGAGCUGGAAAUGGAGGUGCAACCUAUGGAGCACCCAAUAAUAUGGGUGGUGGUUAUGGUGGUAAUCCCCAGACUGCUGCCUAUGGUGGUGGUUAUCGCAAUAACUUUAAUCCCAUGAUGGCUAAUGGAGCUCAAAGUUUUUAUAACAAUUCCGCUGGCGGCUACAAGCCUCGUGGCAACAAUCCCAACUUUGUGCCACGUUAUCAGAAGCCACAGAAUGGCAAUGGUGGCUAUCAGUCGAAUAAUUCGUAUAAGCCAGCCAUCAAUUUGGGUUCCCUGUCGAAGGAAGAACGUGCUGAGUUACAACGUGAAAAGGCCAAAAAUCCCGGUCGUACUUUAUGCAAACCAGAAUGGGUUGACUUGCAGCCAUUCAAGAAGAAUUUUUACAUUCCCCAUCCUAAUACUUUGAACAUGAGCGAACAAGAAGUUUCGGAUAUGCGUGCUGAUUUGCAAAUCACUGUGUCCGGCAAUGAAAUUCCCCAUCCAAUUGGUUCAUUUGAAGAAUGCACCUUGCCCGAGUACACAAUUGAGGAAAUGAAACGUCAAGGUUUCACUAAACCCACAGCCAUUCAAGCUCAAGGCUGGCCCAUUGCUUUGUCGGGUCGCGAUUUGGUUGGCAUUGCCCAGACUGGUUCGGGUAAGACGUUGGCCUAUAUGUUACCAGCUAUGGUGCAUAUUGCCAAUCAGCCACCACUACAACGCGGCGAUGGACCUAUUGCAUUGGUCUUGGCACCCACUCGCGAAUUGGCUCAACAAAUUCAAUCGGUGGUCCGUGAUUAUGGUCAUUUGUGCAAACCCGAGAUACGUCAUACUUGCAUCUUUGGUGGUUCCUCGAAAGUACCACAGGCUCGCGAUUUAGAUCGUGGUGUUGAGGUGAUUAUUGCCACACCCGGACGUUUGAUUGAUUUCCUCGAAAAUCGUACCACUAAUCUACAACGUUGUACUUAUUUGGUCUUGGAUGAGGCCGAUCGUAUGUUGGAUAUGGGCUUUGAACCCCAAAUUCGUAAGAUCAUUGAACAAAUUCGUCCCGACCGUCAAGUCGUCAUGUGGUCUGCCACUUGGCCUAAAGAAGUACAAGCUUUAGCUGGCGAUUUCCUCAACGAUUACAUACAAAUUAAUAUCGGCUCCAUGAAUCUGUCGGCCAAUCAUAACAUUCGUCAAAUUGUCGAAAUCUGUCAGGAGAAUGAGAAACCACAAUUGGUGGUGAAGCUGUUGAAUGAGAUUUUGCCUAAUCAAAAUAAUGCCGCCAACAAUAAUAAUAAGAUUAUUAUAUUCGUGGAGACGAAAAUCAAAGUUGAAGAAAUAUUGCAAAUUAUCCGCAGCGAAGGCUACACAGCCACCUCUAUACAUGGUGAUAAAACCCAAGCAGAACGCGAUUCAGUAUUGAAAGAUUUCCGCAAUGGUAAAUCCAAUAUAUUGAUUGCAACCGAUGUGGCUUCGCGUGGUCUCGACGUGGAAGACUUGCAAUAUGUCAUCAAUUAUGAUUAUCCCAAUUCGUCGGAAAAUUACGUUCAUCGUAUUGGACGUACUGGACGUUGCCAACAAUUGGGCACAGCCUAUACAUUCUUUACGCCCGACAAUGCCAAACAGUCUAGAGAAUUGAUAUCGGUGUUGGAGGAAGCUGGACAACAGCCCUCUCAGGCUCUCUUGGAUAUGGCGCGUUCUAUGGGCGGUGGCGGCAACAACCGCAAUAACAACAACAAACGUUGGCAGACACCCAAUCAGGGUAAUCAACAGCAACAACAGCGCAACAAUCCUUUGAAUUAUCAAGCAAAUGGAGGCCAAAGUGGUGGUUACACACCCAAACCCCAAUAUCAACAAUACAAUGCCAACAAUGCUGGCGGUGGAUAUCAACAACAGCAGCAGCAGAAUGGUGGUGGCAAACCAGGCGGCAUGGGCAACUGGAAUAACCGCAACAAUGGACAAUUCAACAAUGGCGGUGCUAGCCAGGAUGGUGGCAGACCCUAUCGUCCUCGUGCUCCCUUCAAUGCUGGUGGUGGUAGUGGUCCACGUCCCAUGAUGGGUGGCUAUGUGGCCCAUCCUCAUAUGGCACAACAUAUGCAACAGCAGGCUGGCGGUUACAUGGCACCCCAGCAAUAUCGCCCACGUGGCCAAUACAUGCAACCCAAUGGCAACACACCACGUUUCCAACAGUAUCAAAAACGUGACUAUCAACAACAGAAUGGACAAAAUGCUGCCGGGCAAUACAAUAAACAAAUGAUGGAUCAGAAUAGCCCACAAGAUGCUACUUCCCUAGCAGCUCAGCAACAACAACAAAUCAGUGUAGCUGCCAACAUUGCAGCUGCCGUAGCUGCUGCUGGCGGCCAGGUAGGAGGUCCCGCUGAAUAUCCCAAUGUUUCUACACCACCAGCUGGAGCUUUAUAUGCUGCACCAGCUCAAUCGCCACCAGCUACCGGUGCUCCCACAUAUAUGUAUGAUGCCAGUGGCAUGUUAGCCGCUGCAGCAGCAGCUGCCGGUAAUCCCUAUGCCACUGGUCAAUAUGGACCACCACCAACUGCUUACUACGCCGCUCAUCCCCAUCAGUUUGCGGCAGCACCCAAUGGUGGUGUGGCCACUAACGCCAAUGGAGCCACCCAGGGCGCCGAAUUAAUUGCCCAACCCCAGCAGCAGUAAAUUGUUGUUGUUGAAAUACACGAAAAAAAGGUACAUUUUUCAAAUUCCCUCAUAUAUACAAUAUAUAUAUUUUUUUUGCAAACAAAAAUAAAUAUUAUUAAUAUUAAUAAUUAAUCAAUUAUAACUAUAAAAAACAUAAUUUUAAAAAAAUAUCAAUUAAUCACACACUCUACUAAUGGAAAAAACGAAAAAAAAACUGAUUUCUUUUUCUCCAAAAAACAACAAAACAAACAAAACGAAUUGAUGUAAAAAAAUACAUUUUUAAACUUUUUUUCAUACAAAAAAUGAAUGAUGUUAAAGAUCCAAAAGAUCCUAAAGGAAAAAAGAGUUUGAAAAUAAAUUUAAAAAGGAGUUUACCCCCACAAUUUAAACCAAGAAAAGAGAACAGCAUUUAUUUAAAAAAAGACAUCUUUAAAGAGAUGCUGGUCAUCUAAGAAAAACAAAACAAACUCCCUAAAAAUUAACAUAAAACGAAAAACGAAACAAAUCAACAUUUCCCCUAUUUUUUUUGUUUUCUCUCUAUACUUUUAAAAAAACAUUUAAAAAAGGAAAUAUUUUUUUUUUAUAUAAAAAAUUUCUAUUAUUAUUAAUUUGUUUUGAAAACAACAAGGUGUUUUAACAGAGCAGAGCUUGUUAUAAACGAAUUGAAUUGAAAAACGUAACGAUUUUUUAAACCUUGUGUAAGAAUGAACAUAAAUUAAUGAUAAUAAUUAUAACAAUAGUAAUAAAUAACAAAUAAUUAAUGAAUGAAAACGGAAACAAAAGAAAAAUUAUAAUUUUGAAAAACAAAAGUGAACUAUUUUUUUUAUUAUUAAUUUAAUUUUAUUAUAUUAAUUACAUUAUUUUUUGUUUUAAUUUAAAAAAUAAAUUAUUUUUAAUUUUACAAUGAGUAACAACAAAGAAAAAAAAAACAAAUACACAAUACAAAUCAAUACAAGUUUAUAAAAUUAAUUUGAUUUAAAAAUUAAUUAAUGAGCAACAAAACUUAACUUUUUUUUUGCAUUUAAGUAUUAAAUAAUUUUUGUUGUUUUUUUAAAUACAAAAUGAAAAGCUAAACAUUUUUUUUUUUACAAAAUUAAAUUAAUUAAUUGAUUGAUGCAAAUGCAUUAAAUUAAUUAACUUGCCAAAGCCGCCGCCGCAGCCGCCUUUUUGUCAUUAUUAUAUGUGUGUGUUAUAUAUAUAUAUAAUUUUUGUGUUUGAGAUUAAAAUUAAAUUAUAAAUCAAACAAUUUAUAAAAUUAAAAAAGAUAUAUAAAGAAGAAUGAAUGAAAAUGAAACCAUUUUGAAAGAAUUAAAUGGUAAACAAAUUAAAUUAAAAAUACAUACAUACAAUGCGCCACAUUCAUCCAUACAAAUAAAAUGAGAUCAAUUUUCUUACUUUCUUUGCUAAAAUUUCUUAAUAACAACAACAACAACGAAAGUGAAGAGAGUAAAUUAUAUCUAAGGUUAGAGCGGUGAAACUAAAUUUUAUACAGAUUUUUAGAAUUUUCAAUCUUUGUUGUAUUGAAAAGAAAAUAAUUUUCUUGUUUUAAAGAAUUUUUUUUUUUGUAAUUGAAUUUUAUUAAGAAAAAUACAAGAUAUUCUUUGUAAAACAUUUUAAAAAAAUCUAUAAUAAAUUUAAAAAUGGGAGAAAGGCUAUGACUAUUUCAGAUUUGUCUACUUUGAUUAUAAAGAAUUUUAACAAAGAUGUUAUUUAAAUUUCUAGAGUUUUGAUAAUUUUCAAAAUCUUAACAAUUUUGCUAAAGUUUUUUUUACGAAUUUCGAUAAUUUAAAAGUAUUUAGGCAUGAAUCAAUGUUUAAGUAAUUUACAAAACGAAAACAUCACACUUUUUUAUUCUUUUUCAAAAUCGAUUUCCACCCCCCAUCAAUUUCAUAACGACACUUUAGUAAAAUUAUUUUUCUCACUCAAAGGCUUAACAACAAGUGCCUUGAGAUGCGUUGAACUUUUGUAAUUUAUCAUAUUUAAAAAUUUAAAUGCAACUGCAGAUCAUUUUGUUAUGGUUUCUUCCAAAAAUGUUAAAAAUCUCAAUGACAUUCCUUAAAAAAAUAGUUAUUUGUUUAGAAAAGAAAUUGUUUGUGUUACAGAAUAAAAAACAUUUCUUCAACAAAAUUAAAAAACUUGAUGAAUUUAUUGAAAACAUUCUUACAAAAUCUAUCUAUAUGUGCUGAAAAAUUUGUAUUUAAGUUUCACUGCCUGCCUUUUCGAAUUAAGAAAACAACAAUCUCCAACUACUUACUAUACACACAUUAUUUCAACUGAAAAAUUUAACAAAAUAUAUUAUUUUUUUUAAUUAAAUCAAAAUCAAACCAAAAUGAAAAAUAAGAAUCCUUUUAUAUGUGUGUUGUGUUUCAAAAAAUAACUAAAUAAAAGAAAAAUUAGGCGCGCAUCAAAAUUUUUUUAAAACUUAUUCAAUUAUUCAUACAAAAUUAUUUGAAAAAAUAAAAAAAUCAACUGAAUAUCAAUUGAGUUUUUAAAAAAUAAAAGUAUUUUUAAGAACCUGCUGUAUUCAAAUGUCCCCGUUUAGGUCUCCCAAACAUUUAAAAAACGCCAAUAACGAACAAUUUUUUUCAAUAUCGUGAAUUUGGCUGUAGUAAUUAAUGUUUGUUUCUCUAAACCUCAAACGUGUAGACGGACAACAUGAUUUUUUUUGGGAUUUUUUACAAAUAUUUAAGUUAAAUUAUAAACACAACUUAUAUUUUCCUUUAAUGCUGUUUUAAACAACAACAACAAAGUAAAAAAUAAAAUUUUUUUACAAUUUUAAUAUUUAUAUAUAUAAAUAAAAACCAACAAAUAAACAAAGAUUCGAAUUUAAUAUUUAAAUCUUAGAUUUAUAGCAAAAAUACAAACCAUUAAAAGAAAUCCAAAAAAAAGAAAAGAAAUAAAUUGAAAUUCGAAAUUCGAAUUAUUUUUCUUUUUUUUUUUCUCCAAAUUAAAUAAAAAUGUUUAAAAUUUUUUGGUAUAAACUCUAUAUAAAUAUAUAUAAUUUUUUUGUUUUUCGACAAAAACAAAACGAAAAAAGAAUUUGGUUUUUGUAAAACCUAGAACUUAACAACAACAACAAAAAUACAAUUAAACAAAUUAACCACAACAAACAAAUAAUGAAGGAUCUCGUAUUUUUAAUUAUAUAUAUAUUUUUUUAAUAUUUACUACUAUAACGAAUGCUGUGAGUGUUGUUUUUGUUUUUUGUCUUAAACUUCAAAAAAGAAAAAAACAAUAUUUUGCAUUUAUUAUACAAAAACAAACAAACAAAUAAACUUUAAAUGAAAUGAAAAACAAAUGAACAAAAAUUGAAACAAAAACAAGCAAAGCAACUAUUUAAAAACAAAGAAACAAAACAAAAAUACAACAAUGUGAUGUGAUAUAGACUUAAAAACAAACAAACAAAAAAUGAUUUAAACAAACAAAAAUACAAAACAUUUUUAUGGAUGACAUGAGGCACAUUAUUAAUCUUUAUUAUAAUUUUUAGUUUAUUUAAAAUAAAUUUUCUUUUUUUUUGUACUAACUUUUUUGAAAUAAAUAAUAAUUCAUUUACAAUUAUUAUUUAUUAAAAUAAUUUCCCAUAUCUUUGUUUGUAAACUCAAAAAAGAAAAAAAAGCCCACAAAAAGUACGCUAUUUUUUAAAACAACUUGAAAAAAAAACGGUAACAAAACAAAAGUACCCAAACAUUUUUGUUUUUUUUUUUUUUUUAAAUACUUAAUGAAAAAAAAACAAAUAUUGUAUCGUAUGUAAACCAUAGCAAAUUUAAAUAUAAAAACCUAAAACAACUACAAAAAUAUAUAUGUGAUAAUAUUACAUAAUUCCAAAAAAUAUUUAAAUUUAAAAGCAAACUAAAAGCAUUAAUAAUGAAAUUAAAUUAAUUUCCCUUAGAAAAAAAUUGGUAAACAUAAAAAUUUAUUUAUUUUUUUUUAAAUUUUUCUAAACAAGGUGCUAAAAAUUUUGCUUUAAAACCAUAUUCUGUCCUUCUCCAAAAUAAAAAAAAAAAACUAACAAAAAACCUUAAGCAACUUGAAAAGACUACUUUUUUGUUUUUGUUUAAACAAAUUUAAUUUAAUACUUACCUACAUACGAAUACGAUAUUAUAUAUGGCAACUGAAUAUAUAUAUAUAAAAUUUAUAUUUUUUUGUAUUAAUUGUUGUUCUCAUUGAUUAUAAUAAAUUGAAUUAAACAUAAAUCAUUUAAUUUUUAAAGAAAAGACAUCAUUACCAAAACAAAUCUACAAUAUGUAAACUUGAAAAUGUUCUCUCCAAAUCAUUUUUUAAAUACUUAGUAUCAAAACAAAAAACAACCCCACUACUUUUACUUCAUUUGUUUUUGUUUAAUUAUAAUUAUUAUUUAAAAUUUUUUUUAUUUUGUUAUAUUUUCUUUAAAACAUCAUAUAUAUUAAACCAAAUGUAUUUAAAAAAAAAAUCAAACAAAACUCAGCGAAAACAAAGGAAAUUUUAUGUUAAAAACCCUUUUAAAAGUUUUAUAUACAUUAAAAUUACUUACUAUCUACAUUAAUAACAUACAUAUUACAUUUUAUCUUUUCUUUUAAAAAUAUCUUUCUUUAUUCUUUAUAUUACUCAUUGUAUACGCAAUAAUUUAUAAUUUGUAUUACAACCACAAAACACCCGAAAAAAACCACUAAAAACUUAAAAUCAAUAUCAAAUAAAAACUGAAUUUUUUGUUAUUUUUUUAAAAUAUUUA